AACACGAAAUUAUCAUGGAGUUAGUCAUCCUGAGUGGAAUCAUCGUGUCGAAGUUUACAGAGAGUCGUCUGCGAUCACACAACAAAUAUGGCGUAUCGCGGUGUGAAAGGUUCUGAUCCAUUUGUUUCGAAAACCUCUCGAAAUGAACGAUUCGCGCAGAUGUCGAAGCAAGAACAAAUUAUUCAACAAAAGAAACUUGAAAUACAAGCGAAAAUGCAAGAACAGAAAGCGAAAGAAGCCGUAGAAAAUAUGAGAAAGACGAACGCUUUACUUCCGAAUUCGGUUGUUGAUCAAGCAAGUAAUUCCAAAAAAGAAGAAGAGAAACUGACAACGUCUCAAACAGUCAACCUGUUUGCCAACGAUGGCAGCUUUUUGGAUCAGUUCAAAAGAAUCGCGAAUAAUAAUAAAGGAGUAGGGGAUACAGAGUCUAUCUAUUCUUUAAAAUCCGAAGAGAAAAAAGAAGAACCAAACAGGGAAAAUGUAUACGACAAAGAACAAAAGAGAAACAACGAAGGAAACAGAGAUUCGGACAAUAGAAGGGAUCGUAGAAGAGGCGACUCUCGUUGGGGCAGAAACUCUGACAAAAGGCACAGUUCCUCUUCGAGUCCGUCUCCUACUAGGCGUUCGACGUCCCAAAGCCCAGAAGCUCGACGUUCCUAUAAUCAGUCGUCUUCCAAUGGACAGCGCACGCAGCAUAGCCAACAACAAUUUCUUCCUCCGAAUGGAAAUUCAUCCGGUGUCCCUUCCUUCGCGUCUCAACCUACGAUACGUCUGAGCGGUGUACCACCACCUAACAUGACAAAUAUCGUAACUAACGUACCACCUCCGAAUUUAUCGAAUUUACCGAUACCAUCAAAAGUUUCGCCAAGUAGCUAUUCCGCAACGAACAACCAAUCAGAAAAUCCAAGAAUGCAAAUAUCCUCGACGCACUCCAUACAUCCAUCCGUUGCUACUCUAUCCGUGCAAUCCGUUCCACCAAAUACCAACGUACCUCCACCGCAUAUUCAUACCGGUCGAACGAUACCGCCCAACGUACAAAAUUUGCCACCACCUCCUCCUCCACCACCACCUCCGCUUCCAUCGAUAUCUACCUCGCCUUUGUCUUCGUUAUCGUCGACGCCGUUACUGUCAUUAUCAUCGUGCUCCUCCUCCUCUUCUUCUUUUACUUCUACUUCUUCUUCGGCCACUUGUUCCUCGUCUUCUUCGCCGUUAACGUCAUCGACGUUGCAUCUUGCGCCAUUGACUUCGUCGUCACCGGCACUAACGACCCCGUUGUCGUUGUCUCCGUUACCGUCUACGCCAUCCGCCUCGUUAACAUCGACAGCAUCGAGUCCGCGACAGCGCAUGUUCUCGACUACGCAACAGUGCGGUGUACCACCACCUGGACCGUUACAACCGACAAAUUUACCACCUCCGAAUAUCCCUCCUCCUAAUUUGUUGUCAACGAUGACGCAAAUGCCACCAAAUAUGAUGUCGAUUCCUGGAUCGCAGACGAUCACGGUCAGUAUACGAAACGCGUCCAACGUACCGAACAUACCGAACGUCCCACCACCGAACGUUCCGCCGCCCGUCAUGAUGUCCGCUCCGCCACCGAUUCGUAACGUACCCUCCAACAUCAAUUCGGUUCCACCGCCAAAUUUGAAUAUUCCGCCACCGAACGUCCCACCACCGCCACCUCCUUCUUUAAUUCAAACCGCUGCCCCACCUCCUUUAAUGUCGACCAGCUAUCCUCUUCCUAAUCUUCCGAAUCCAGUUAGUCAGGUACCUAUGGGACCACCCAAUCUUCAAGUACCACCACCAGUGAGGUCGAUGAUCGAUCUUCGUACUUCGGAACAGCUAGUGUGUCCCGUAGAGGCUGAGCAGCUGGCACGCAUCGUCGCUGACUGCGGGGAUGAAAUCGAACAGGAAGCGCGAGAGAAGAACGCCCAAGAUCCUAAAUUAUGGUUUCUGCACCAAAAGCAAAGUGCAGCGUAUCUGCAGUACAGGGGAUUAGUGGCAAAGUUUCGUGCCGAAAGAUCCAUGAAGGGGAGUAAGAACAGCGGAGCGGAACCUUAUUGUCCGGAAGAAGCUCUCAGCGAUAACGAGGAUAACGAUCACGCGAGCAUCGGCAAACACGCGUUUACGCAAGAAACAGAUAAGAAAAGAGAGAGAGAAUUGGACGAUAAUUGCACGUAUCGGUCAAAGGAGGACAACAACAAGGAAGAACGUAAACGAAAAAGACGCAGCCGUUGGGGUGAUCCGGAUAACAAAGUGGCCAUAACAGAAAUAAAUACCGCAACCACGCGUAAACAACAAAGCGGCGGCCUCUUGCAACCAGGUAUCGCGAUUCCUGGACAAAUCGGACAACCAGCCGUUAUCAUUCCAUCGGCAAAGGUGCAACGUGCAGAAACGAAAAAUCCUAUGUUGACUAAAAUAUCUCGAAACGAUCCCGCUUUGAUACAGUAUGCUCGACAAACUUUCGGCACGUUAGAUUUAACCGAAGAACAAUGGAAAAAAGCAGAGGAUCACUACAAGAUCAAUCUUUUGUAUCAAAACUUAUUAAGGAAACGAGAGGAAGUAAGACGCUUAGAAGCGCAGGGUAAACACAAAUACGAAUACGACAGCGACGAAGAGACGGAAGGUGGUACGUGGGAACACAAGCUUAGAUCAGCCGAGAUGGAGGCCACUCAAAUGUGGGCCGAAGAAUUAACGGCUCAAGCAGAAGGAAAACAUCAUAUCGGUGACUUUUUACCACCGGAUGAAUUAAAAAAAUUUAUGGAACAGUAUAACGCGGUCAAGCAAGGAAAAGAACCAGACCUUAGCGAUUACAAGGAAUACAAACUUAAAGAAGACAACAUAGGAUUCCAGAUGUUGCAGAAACUCGGUUGGAGCGAAGGACAAGGAUUAGGUAGCGAAGGUAACGGUCGCAUCGAACCUAUCAACAAAGCAACCAAUAGAUUCGACAGUGCUGGUUUAGGUUCUGAAAGACCAGAUGGGGUAUCCAGAGACGACGACGAAUUCGACGCUUAUAGAAAAAGAAUGAUGCUUGCCUAUAGAUUUAGGCCUAAUCCUUUGAAUAAUCCUAGAAGACCCUACUAUUGAGAAGCGGAGCGUCGCUAAAUUACGUUUAUGGCAUUAUACAUAUAUACAUAUUACGUAUAAAUACAUUUUUUAUUUAGUUGGAGAAAGAUCGCCGUUAUUUUGUAUAUUCGAAAGUCUGUAAAAGCGUGAAUAACGAUGUUUAAGCAACGUUAUCUGCUCGAAAGCGCAAUCUAUAUACAUAUAAUUCAAUAAAGUCCCAAACUUGUUUUUACUCUUA
Molecule: messenger RNA, 3298 nt
Organism: Megachile rotundata (alfalfa leafcutting bee)
Lineage: Eukaryota; Metazoa; Arthropoda; Insecta; Hymenoptera; Megachilidae
Biological process (GO): RNA processing
Cellular component (GO): nucleoplasm
Molecular function (GO): RNA binding
Source: RefSeq, a predicted model, not a curated record